AAUGAACUCUGAUCCAAUACCCUUUCCCAGAGAAUACGUGAUACCCGAGGACUUUCAUCAGAACAUUAGAACCAGAUUCCUAAACUUCUUUCGCUAUACUGUGGGCGAUAAAGCAAGGAACAGCAUAAUUAUGCUAAUGGGAGCCAUCAAAAUGAACAAGCAUGAUGAAGGUAACUCAUUAGUGACAUUGUAGAUUAAUAAUAUAGAGUGGAAUAGGAGAGUAAUUUCCACUAUUUGUUUGGAGUAGACUUUCUCAAUUGUUACGGAAUAAUAGAUGUAGACAAUGGGAAAGCAAUUGUAUUUGUGCCCUAAUAUGAUUCCAAUUAUAAGAUGUGGAAUGUUGUUUUGAACAAUGACGAAAUUAAAUAAAAAUUUAAAUUAGAUGAAGUGUUAUAUAAUGAUGACAUAGAAUCCUGGUUGAGCAAUCGUAAACCAUCAUUAAUUUAUUAUUUUUAUGGAAUUGAUGAUUAUUCUCAUCACUCAUUACCCAUACCUGAAUAACCAUUCUUACAAAAUUAUGAUUCUGAUUAUGAUGAGUUAUACUAUAUACUUACGGAGAGUAGAGUCAGAAAGACCCCAUAAGAAUAAGAUAUCAUGAGAUACAUUUGUAAAAUUAGCAGUGAAGCCCAUGAAUUGGUUAUUAAGAACAUAAGAAAAGGCAACAAAGAAUAUUAGAUGGAAGCACUCUAUCAAUAUCACACCUUUAUAAAUCAUGGCUGUCGUUUUACGCCUUAUGAAUGUAUCUGUGCUUCUGGUACAAAUGGUUCUGUAUUGCACUAUGAAGAAAAUUCAAAAACCAUAAAGGAAAAAGAGCUAAUACUAAAUGACAUGGGAGGCAAGUUCUAUGGAUAUUGCAGUGACAUUACAGUCACUUUCCCUAGUGAUGGAAGAUUCACCUAAAAAUAAGCUAUUAUUUACAAUGCUGUCCUUGAUGCUCAAAGAUAAGUCCAUAAAUCCUUAAAGGUAGGAGUCAAUUGGGGAGACAUGUAAUUAUUGGCUGAAAGAACCAUCACCAAACAUCUGUUUAACGCAGGAUUAAUUAAGGGAUCGAUGGAAGAUCUUAUUAAAAAUAAUAUUUGUAGAUUAUUCUUCACACAUGGAUUAGGUCAUAUGUUGGGGUUAAGAACUCAUGAUGUUGGAGGAUAUAAUAAAGGUACUCCACCCAAAUUACCAGGUAAUAUGAUUUAUCUAAUUAAUUAGAACUAUCUUAAUUACAGUUUCGAAGAGAUUUGGAUGUAGGAAUGGUAUUUACAAAUGAACCUGGAAUUUACUUCAUUGAGUUCAUCCUACAAGAAGCAUAUAAAGACCCUAAUAAGAUGAAGUAUUUGAAUAAAGAAAGAAUCGAAGAAUUCAUGCAUGUAGGAGGUGUAAGAUUGGAAGAUGAUAUCUUACUGACAGCCAAUGGUCCAGAGAUACUUAAUGAUGUACCUCGAAGUAUAAAGUAAGUGGAAGCUUGUUGGAGAGGUGAAGAUUGGAGACAAAUUAAUGAUUGA
This is a messenger RNA of Paramecium octaurelia, 1493 nucleotides long. NCBI's taxonomy places the organism in Eukaryota, Ciliophora, Oligohymenophorea, Peniculida, Parameciidae. The record is from the annotation of a GenBank genome assembly.